CAGAGGUCUCCAAUCGUGCAGGAAGACUGUAAAAUGGCGCAUUGUUGUUGCAGUCGUACAUUUUGAAAGCUAGCUUGCAAGCUAAUCGAAUUAGUUAGCCGGGCACACCAACCGAUUAUGCAACUUUUGCUUAUUUGCAUUUUUAAGUGUUUACAAUUUGCUUGCAUGUUUCUCGUUUGAGUUAAAAAGCUAGCUAGCAUUAGCGACAUUAGCUGCUAGCACAACACAUAUUCCUUCUUCUGUUUGCGCACAAGAGAUCUGAUCAAAAUGGGUUAUUUGAAACUAAUAGAGAUCGAAAACUUCAAAUCUUACAAGGGCAGGCAAAUCAUUGGUCCCUUUCACAAGUUCACCGCGAUUAUUGGACCCAAUGGAUCCGGUAAGUGAUGGCCAAUUAACAUUGCAAGUAGCCUAGUUAGCUAAUGUCACUGUACUGCUAGGCCUAGCUAGAUUGCUAGCUAAUGCUAGUUUAGCCGGGUUGAUUAUUUGCAACAUUGAUGCAAAUGCAUGGCGGCUAUACUUGUUACUUUGUCGAUAACGACAGCAUAUGAACACUUGUAUUCUAUUUAAUAUUAGCUACAUUUUUUAAAUAACUGUAGCUAGCUAGCCACGGGUGCAAAACAUUUGGCUAUGGUCCACAUUUCCUUCACUGACAGUCACCCAGUCAAUGAGAACAAAUGAAUGAGACCUCGCAAGUAGUUGAUCUAAUAAACAUUAGCUAGAUCAAUACUUUUAUGUAGUCCCGGGCGCCGAUCACGUGAACGUCGAUUAAGGCAGCCCCCGCACCUCUCUGAUUCAGAGGUAUUGAGUGCAAUCGGAAGACACAUUUUGGUUGAAUGCGUUCAGUUGUGCAACUGAUUAGGUAUCACCUUUUCCCAGUCCUAAGCUAGUAAGUUAGUUUACGUCCUUUUCCAAAGAAACAAUAUUUGCAAGACUUGAAUAGUUCACUCACUGACGCCAUUGAGUCCCAUUCAUAUUCUCUCCCUCCCAGGCAAGUCUAACCUCAUGGACGCCAUCAGCUUUGUGUUGGCUGAGAAGACCAGCAACCUGCGUGUGAAGACCCUGAAGGACCUGAUCCAUGGAGCUCCCGUGGGGAAGCCAGCAGCCAACAGAGCCUUUGUGAGCAUGGUGUACCACGAGGACAGUGGAGAAGAGCGCACCUUCACCAGAAUCAUCAUUGGUAUGCCACUGCUGUCUCCACAUCCAGAAGUGCUCAACUGUGUGGCUGUGUCUGCUAGUUCAAUGUGUAGUGUUGGUCUGAGUCUGAAAUGGCACUCAAAUCCCUACAUAGUGCAUUACUUUUGACGACGUGUCCUGGUCAAAAGUAGUGCGCUAUAUAGGGAAUAGGGUGCCAUUUUUGACACACCCUUUGUGUUCUGAUCUUUGACGGAUAGCCAUAACUAUCACCAAUCUUCUCUGUGUGUCAGGCUCGUCGUCAGAGUACCGUAUCAACAGUAAGGUGGUGAAUCUGGCAGAGUACAGCGAGGAGCUGGAGAAACUAGGAAUCCUCAUCAAGGCCAGGAACUUCCUGGUCUUCCAGGUGAGAACUGAUUCAAACAGUAACAUACAGUUAUCACAGUAAUAGUCACAUGCAAAAAUAUAUAACAAUUUAAUUUGCAUGAGUAGCUGGGUUUUCUCGAUCUUUCUUCAUACAAAAUGUACACUAUAUUACACACAUGCAAACAAUUAGCAUAUUUCAGCAGAAUGUGUGUAGUGCUUUCUUAAAAGUGAAUAAGAACCCUAGAGACUGUUCGUCCAUGGACCUCGCUUACCCUGUGUAAGACUGUUCGUAACCGCUGACCUCUAUGUAUUCCCCAAUCAGGGUGCAGUGGAGUCCAUAGCCAUGAAGAACCCUAAGGAGCGUACGGCUCUGUUUGAGGAGAUCUCCCGGUCUGGGGAGCUGGCUCAGGAGUACGACCGUAGGAAGAAAGAGAUGGUGAAGGCUGAGGAGGACACACAGUUUAACUACCACCGCAAGAAGAACAUCGCCGCUGAACGCAAAGAAGCCAAGCAGGAGAAAGAGGAGGUAUGGAUGACAGCCGGUCUGAUAGCAUUCUUCUCUUCUCACGAGAGCUCACUAACUCUCACUUCCCAUCUGUAGGUAGAAGGUAAUAUUGAGAUGGAUUGAUAGACUCCAUUCUUUUCUUCCAUUCUGCCCUACAACACAUAAACCCUUCUAGUUUUUGUUUUGGUGUGAUUUAUACAAUUGGCCCAAUUUGCGAACCUUGUAUGUAGUUUUCAUGUAUCAUUCACACACUUUCUCCCUAAUCCUCUCCAGGCUGAGCGUUACCAGCGUCUGAAGGACGAGGUGGUGAAGGCUCAUGUCCAGAUGCAGCUGUUCAAGCUGUACCACAACGACGCCGAGAUCGAGAAGCUGAACCGCGAGCUAUCGCACCGCAACAAGGAGAUCGACAAGGACCGCAAGAAGAUGGACCACGUGGAGGAGGAACUGAAGGAGAAGAAGAAAGAGCUGGGACGAAUGAUGAGAGACCAACAGACUGUGGAGAAAGAGAUCAAGUGAGUGGGGCGGGAGGGAGAAAGGGCUUGGGAGGAUGAUGAGACCAGCAGCCUGUAGAGGAGGUCAAGUGAGUAGUGAGGGAGGAAGGGGAAAGAGGAAUAGACCGUGAAGAAGGAGCCUAACAAGCCUAAUAUCUUAUCCUUUUCCACUCCCCCUCUUCCUCUUCCUCCUACAGGGAGAAGGAUGCUGAACUGAACCAAAAGCGUCCGCAGUACAUCAAGGCCAAAGAGAACACCUCCCACAAGAUAAAAAAACUGGAGGCAGCCAAGAAGUCCCUCCAGAAUGCCCAGAAGCUGUACAAGAAGAGGAAGGGGGACAUGGAUGAGUUAGAGAAAGAACAGGGCGCUGUGGAGAUGGCCCGGCAGGAGUUUGACGACCGCAUGGAGGAGGAGGCCCAGAGCCAGGGACAGGACCUCACACUGGAGGAAAACCAGGUUAGAGACUGGGAGCCUAUGAAGGGUAAUAAGGGUCUAUGUAGCUUCAUAAUGAUCUAUGAAGAGUCAUAGGAGAGAGAAGCAUGGAGGAGGAGGCCUAGAGCAAGGGACGGGAUCUUAAUCUAGAGGAAAACCAGGUUAGAGCCUAUGUAGUGUCUAUGAAGUGUAAUAAGGGAGUUAUAGGGGGUAUAGUAACUUAUGUAGGGCCAGAUGGCCAGACAGGAGUUUGAUGACCGCAUGGAGGAGGCAGCACAGGGCCAGGGCCAGGACCAGGUUAGUCUAUGAACGGUCAUGAGGGUGUUAUAAGUUAAAUAUGAAUGGUCACAGGGAGAUAGACUGGGAUCCUAUGAAGGGUUACAGCAGAUUAUCAGGCAGCACUGUGGCCUCAGUGAGGGAUGUAUGGGAAGGUCUCUGGUUCAGAUCCCAAAUCUCUCUAAUAAAUAUGUAGGUGAAUAUUUAAUACUCACCACCUCCCUCCUCCUCUCUCCAGGUAAAGGCCUACCACCGCCUGAAGGAGGAGGCCAGUAAGCGGGCGGCCACUCUGGCCCAGGAGCUGGAGAAGUUCAACAGAGACCAGAAGGCCGACCAGGACCGGCUCGACCUUGAGGAGAGAAAGAAAGUGGAGACUGAGGUAAAGGAUGGGGAGGAUGAUGAUGAUGAUGAUGAUACGGAAUACAGGGUUGUGAUCAUUGGGGCACGCAAUGUAACAAGGUUGUGCAACGGAAAAGGUGACUGGCCAAAGAGAUUAACCUUAUUAAUAUGUUCCAUCUGCAGGCCAAGAUCAAGCAGAAGAUCCGUGAGAUAGAGGAGAACCAGAAGCGUAUUGAGAAGUUGGAGGACUACAUUACCACCAGCAAGCAGUCUCUGGAUGAACAGAAGAGAAUGGAGGAGGAGCUGACUGAGGAGGUAGAGGGGGCCAAGAAGAGGAUUGAUGAAAUCAAUCUGGAACUCAACCAGGUACUUGAACACUAUCUGUCAAUCAAACUAUUGGUUGAUACUGAAAUACACUGGGAAAGUCAAAACAUUUUAUGUUGACAUUACAUGAUAACUGUAUAAGAAUUGCUAAUCUGGAAGAAGAAAAACAAUCUAUACAUUUUUAGUUUUGCUUGUCUCCUGUGGGGUUUGCUGCUAUGUAGAUUGCUAGCAAAUUACAAGUCCCAGGACCAUGUCAUAUCAGUCAACAUUGCCUGAGGACUUUUGACUGACAUCUUGUCUCUUCCCUAGGUGAUGGAGCAGCUGGGCGACGCCAGGAUUGACAGACAGGAGAACAGCAGGCAGGCACGCAAAGCAGAGAUUAUGGAGAGCAUCAAGAGACUGUAUCCCGGAUCUGUGGUAAGUCUGCGGGCACCAACAGCUACAGAGUUUGGGCUGGGGGCUGUCAGGUGGCAUAGGGCAACCACAGAGUAUUAAGAAACUACGCUGGAUCUGUGCAAACAUUUCUGGAAGCUGCAGCUAGCAUAGAGUUACCACACAUUUAGCUGUAAAGGCUAGAGGCUACCAGACAAAGGCGAGAUCAUGGAGAGCAUCAAACUCUAUCCCGAAUCUGUGGCAGUACUGGGGACUGAAGGCAGAGUUAGCAAUAGGACAACCACAGUUGGCUAUUUGUGCUUGUCACUAGGAUGCUCUCUUCUGUCUCUGUUUUACUCUCCACACAACUGCUCACUGUUCUCACUGUUCUCAGUGGUCCUCUGUAGCUCAAUUGGUAGAGCAUGGCGCUUGUAACGCCAGGGUAGUGGGUUCGAUCCCUGGGACCACCCAUACGUAAAAAUGUAUGCACACAUGACUGUAAGUCGCUUUGGAUAAAAGCGUCUGCUAAAUGGCAUAUUAUUUUAUUAUUAUUAUUGUGUUCUAGACAUGUUUCUUCUCUCAGAAUAUUGAUCAGAAAUAUUGAAGUGAUAGUGAAAUGGUUUUGACAUAUUCCAACGCUCUCUUUCUCUCCCUGCAGUACGGCCGUCUGAUCGACCUGUGUCAGCCCACUCAGAAGAAGUUUCAGAUCGCUGUGACCAAGGUGCUGGGCAAGAACAUGGACGCCAUCAUCGUGGACUCAGAGAAGACUGGCAGAGACUGCAUCCAGUACAUCAAGGAGCAGAGAGGAGAGCCGGAGACCUUCCUGCCCCUCGACUAUCUGGAGGUACACACUGGGGAAGACUACGUUUAAUGGGACUGGUCACUUACAUAGGGUGGAAUCCUAUCUUUAGAUGCACACACUUACCUCAACUAUUAAGUUAGAAUUUGUAUCAGUCCAGUCAAUUUUUCUGUGUCUCUGUGCUUGUAUUAAAUCAAAUUUAAUUUUCCACAAGCGCUGAAUACAACAGGUGUAGACAUUACAGUGAAAUGCUUACUUACAAGCCCUUAACCAACAAUGCAAUUUUUAAAGAAGUGUUAAGUAAAAAUAAAUAAAAGCAAACAACUAAAGAGCAGCAGUAAAAUAACAGUAGGGAGGCUAUAUACAGGGGGGUACCGGUGCAGAGUCAAUGUGCGGGGGCACCGGCUAGUCGAGGUAAUUGAGGUAAUAUGUACAUGUGGGUAGAGUUAAAGUGACUAUGCAUAAAUAAUAGACAGAGUAGCAGCAGCGUAAAAGAGGGGGGUGGGGGGGGGUAGUGCAAAUAGUCCUGGUAGCAAUGAUUAGCUGUUCAGGAGUCUUAUGGCUUGGGGGUAGAAGCUGUUGAGAAGCCUUUUGGGCCUAGACUUGGCGCUCCGGUACCGCUUGCUGUGCGGUAGCAGAGAGAACAGUCUAUGACUAGGGUGGCUGGAAUCUUUCACAAUUUUGAGGGCCUUCCUCUGACACUGCCUGGUAUAGAGGUCCUGGAUGGCAGGAAGCUUGGCCCCAGUGAUGUACUGGGCCGUACGCACUACCCUCUGUAGUGCCUUGCGGUCGGAGGCCGAGCAGUUGCUAUACCAGGCGGUGAUGCAACCAGUCAGGAUGCUCUCGAUGGUGCAGCUGUAGAAUUUAUUGAGGAUCUGAGGACCCAUGCCAAAUCUUUUCAGUCUCCUGAGGGGGAAUAGGCUUUGUCGUGCCCUCUUCAUGACUGUCUUGUUGUGUUUGGACCUUGAUAGUUCAUUGGUGAUGUGGACACCAAGGAACUUGAAGCUCUCCACUACAGCCCUGUCGAUGAGAAUGGGGGCGUGUUCAGUCCUCUUUUUUUUUUUUUUUUUUCUGUAGUCCACAAUCAUCUCCUUUGUCUUGAUCACGUUGAGGGAGAGGUUGUUAUCCUGGCACCACUCGGCCAGGUCUUGCACCUCCACCCUUACCACCUGGGGGCAGCCCGUCAGGAAGUCCAGGAUCCAGUUGCAGAGGGAGGUGUUUAGUCCCAGGAUCCUUAGCUUAGUGAUGAGCUUUGAGGGCACUAUGGUGUUGAACGCUGAGCUGUAGUCAAUGAACAGCAUUCUCACGUAGGUGUUCCUCUUGUCCAGGUGGGAAAGGGCAGUGUGGAGUGCAAUAGAGAUUACAUCAUCUGUGGAUCUGUUGGGGCGGUAUGCAAAUUGGAGUGGGUCUAGGGUUUCUGGGAUAAUGGUGUUGUGAGCCAUGACCAGCCUUUCAAAGCACUUCAUGGCUACAGACAUGAGUGCUACGGGUCGGUAGUCAUUUAGGCAGGUUAUCUUAGUGUUAUUGGGCACAGGGACUAUGGUGGUCUGCUUGAAACAUGUUGGUAUUACAGACUCAGUCAGGGACAUGUUGAAAAUGUCAGUGAAGACACUUGCCAGUUGGUCAGCACAUGCUCGAAGUACACGUCCUGGUAAUCCAUCUGGCCCUGCGGCCUUGUGAAUGUUGACCUGCUUAAAAGUCUUACUCACAUCGGCUACGGAGAGCGUGAUCACAUAGUCAUCCGGAACAGCUGGUGCUCUCAUGCAUGCUUCAGUGUUGCUUGCCUCGAAGCGAGCAUAGAAGUGAUUUAGCUCGUCUGGUAGGCUUGUCACUGGGCAGCUCGCGGUUGUGCUUCCUUUUGUAGUCUGUAAUAGUUUUCAACCCCUGCCACAUCCGAGUGUCAGAGCCGGUUUAGUACGAUUCAAUCUUAGUAUGGUAUUGACUCUUUGCCUGUUUGAUGGUUCGUCGGAGGGCAUAGCGGGAUUUCUUAUAAGCGUACGGGUUAGAGUCCCGCUCCUUGAAAGCGGCAGCUCUACCCUUUAGCGCAGUGCGGAUGUUGCCUAUAAUCCAUGGCUUCUGGUUGGGGUAUGUACGUACGGUCACUGUGGGGAUGACGUCAUCGAUGCACUUAUUGAUGAAGCCAGUGACUGAUGUGAUGUCUAUCUGAAGAAUCCCGGAACAUAUUCCAGUCUAUGCUAGCAAAACAGUCCUGUAGCUUAGCAUCUGCAUCAUCUGAUCACUUUUUUUAUUAGUCUAACUGUCUGUGUCUCUGUGUUCCAGGUGAAGCCUACAGAUGAGAAGCUGCGUGAGCUGCGUGGAGCCAAGCUGGUGAUAGAUGUGAUCCGCUACGAGCCGCCUCACAUUAAGAAGGCCCUGCAGUACGCCUGUGGUAACGCACUGGUCUGUGAGAACGUAGAGGACGCUAGACGCAUCGCCUUCGGAGGACCCUACAGACACAAGGUAGGAGGCACACUGAUGCAUUCACACACACCAUACAGUGUUUUCUACAAGCACAUGGAGAAGCCAGCCAAAUAGAAAAAGUAGCCAGCCAGGCUCCCCUGGAAAUGAAAUUCUCUAUGUUGGUGGCCUCUGGUACAUUCUAAUGCUAGAUUGUAUUUUCUACCUGCAACUAUCAGGAAAUAACACUGAUCAAAUUUUUCCGCACUUUUACAGUGUUAGUUUCAUCAGCUGUUGUACAAUACAGGGUUUCCGUUUACCAGAUCCAUAUGCGUGGGGUGCGUAACCUGAUUAGGGUGUCCACCCACGGUGCUCAGAAUCACAUGAAUUACAUUUAGAUUAUGGUAAUUCAUCUUGACAGAACAUGCAACUUGAGGAUGCAACGGCGUGUGUCCUUUCCGAAUUCAGAUGCGCAUUUGAAGACGUUAGAAUAACUGUCCACAUUUACUUUUCCUCAGCCAACAAUAUGGGUAAUGAACAGCAAAAUCACUAGUCGGUCAAUCUACUAUCCCCAUAGUAGAAAAGUUUACCUAUUCUAUUGGUCAGCUUUGUCGUUUUAUGCAAGAAAAAAAUGGCCUAUUCCAAGCAAACUCUGGGGGUAGAUGAUAGAUCCAAAUUCACACAACCAGUAGGCCUAGGCUACAUAAAAAUAAUAAUGAAAAAGCAAUGAGGCUGAUGCAAUGGAUCAGAACGCUUAGCUUAAAAUGUUCAUAAACUAUUAUUUCUUCACAUUAUAAGCUCAGCAAUGCGUACAAGACAGUAGGCUACGCGCAGAUGUUUGUUCCAUAAUGCAAUUAGCGGGAAAACACCGUUGUCAAAAGCGCAACCCGCGCAUGCUAGCGGUUUCAUGAGACAGAGAUGAAAAUAUCCAUUUAGGAAGAGGGGAGAUCUAAAGAUGCAACAACUAGCAUGGUUUGCUAAUAUAUUUAUUUUUAUUUUUUAUUUAACCUUUAUUUAACCAGGUAAGCCAGUUGAGAACAAGUUCUCAUUUACAACUGCGACCUGGCCAAGAUAAAGCAAAGUGCAAUUAAAAACAACAACACAGAGUUACAUAUGGGGUAAACAUUUACGUCAUUUAGCAGACGCUCUUAUACAGAGCAACUUACAGUUAGUGAGUGCAUACAUCAUUUUUUUAUACUGGCCCCCCAUGGGAAUCGAACCCACAACCCUGGCGUUGCAAACGCCAUGCUCUACAAACUGAGCUACAUCCCUAAAAAAACAUAACAGAAAAUAUAUAUACAGUGUGUGCAAAUGUAGCAAGUUAUGGAGGUAAGGCAAUAAAUAGGCUAUAGUGCAAAAUAAUUACAAUUAGUAUUAACACUGGAAUGCUAGAUGUGCAAGUAGAGAUACUGACUAGGAUUGUGCCUUUUGGCUACUGGACAAUGAAAGAAAGUUGAUUUGAAAAAGAAUAGAACAUAAGUGAGAGGCUACUGGUUUCAAUGGCAUAUGGAAGUCUUUAUAAAAUAAUUGUCUCCGCGUUUGGUUUUAUUUUGGCUAGGUUACUUUAAAGCAAGGUAAACAUGCCUCAUGUAGUAAAACAUUCAGGUUUCAAACAAUUAAGUAUAUGUUUUAAAAAUGCAUACUGCCUCCAGCUCAUUGCAAAUUGGUGUGUGGCGUGCUGAAGCCUGCCUACCAUUGUAUGCACUUGAAGGCCGAAUGGGAAGUGCACUUCAAUUAGAGUUGGAAAAAAAGUGUGUAGGUAUUUUUAAUCGUGGCUAUCAAAACUGUUUUGAACAUGCAAUUUCAUUUAGAAUUGUUGUGCAAUGAUUGGGCUUAUAAAAGCACGUUUCGCAAACAGGAGUUUGUAGCUAUCUGCAAUACAGGUAUGAUUUGAAGAAUGAACCAGGUGUUAAACAUGGGCUUUGCUACACAGAAUGCAGCAGUUUACUACUUCAUUCUCUCCACUAGUCCCAACAGAAUGUCUACUGGGCCGGACAUAUGGUGUAGGUCUUAAAUGCAUUGGGGUCAUGCUUUCCCUCUAUAUUCAGCUACAUUUGGUUAUUAUGAUAUGGAUUAAAAAGCUAUGUAAUAUAAUUGAGCAAAGCAAGUCAUUACUCUUCUUUAGAAUUGCAUUGUAUAAAUUGAAUUCAUUUUUGUUUCUAAAGUAUGUAAUUUUGAGAAGAUUUGAAAAUAGGAUGCUGUCCCUUUUUAAGACACAAAUUCCAAAAGAGAGAUCGACAUGGCUACAGUAGGCUAGCCAAGACGAAUGCUCUUUUUGUAGCUUUCUAUUUGCACACUAUCAACAGUAGCCAGCAUAUUGCUAGUAUCUUCAGUAUUGAAGGUUUACUUUCAUAAAUCACUAUCCCUAUAAUAAAUAAGCUCAGCGAGUAGAUUGAUGGGAGAUAAUUUUUGCUCUGACAGCUCGCGUGUGCUGUGUGAAGGCCACUGAGGUAUAGGCACAGGCAUCCAUGUACUGCUCGAGAAGUUCUGACUCACGGGAGCCUGGUGGUGCUUGAAUGAACAGCCAAUCAUAUUGCUCAAAUACAUGACAUUUACGCGUGUAGUUUUCAAUGGGAGACUGUAGCAGAGCAGGUAAAUGUUGAACUGAAUCCUUGUCGGGGCAGUGACAGACGAUAUCCACUGGCCCGGCACAUGUUUUUACUGACCCUGGGCCAUCGUUAAUGUCGGACCCUGCACGCUAAAGAAAGUAAAUGAAUGUGCCAGAAAACAAUAGGCUAAGUGGAUUUAGACUCUGUCAUCGCUCACUUUGUGACUGACAGGCGCCUGUCCUAUCAAUAGAUUGCUAGAAGAUGCAUAUGGUUCAUUCUAGCGGGAGAGGGCUCGGCAGACUUUUUUCUCACUAGCGAAUUGAAAAGUAGCCUAGUUAAUUGAAGUGGAAAAAGUAGGCGCUAGUAGAAAACUGCAUUCAGACACAAGGUACACACACACACCUUGAGUGAAAGAUGUGCAAAUUAACUCUUUCAAUUAAUUUCAUUCAUUCUCUUUCUCCCUCUUCAUCCCUGCACUCCUCUCUUUCUGUCUACCUCCCACUCCAGACAGUGGCCCUGGACGGUACUCUGUUCCAGAAGUCUGGUGUGAUCUCUGGUGGUGCUAGUGAUCUGAAGGCUAAGGCCAGGCGCUGGGAUGAGAAGGCUGUGGACAAACUCAAGGACAAGAAGGAGAAACUCACUGAGGAACUCAAGGUAAACAGUCACUCUGGCCACUGGGAUCUUGAGCAUCAUAUCACCAUCAUAACAUGUUAUGGCACUCAAGGUAAACCAGUCACACAUCCUACUGUGAUUUGGAGCAUCAUACCUCAUAACCAAUGUUCACUCUAUUUCUUUCCGGCACUGAGCAAAUUUCAGGUCUGCUGAGAACAAACCUGAACAUUGAACAUUUGGCUAAACUUCCGGUUCGUUUACUGUUAACACUGAGACUGUACCUGCUUUAAGUUAGUUUUAACACUGGUCAAGUAGACUACUGUGGCUAUUUUAUAAUAAUGUAGGCCUACCAGAGUGGCCUACCAUCAAAAACAAUGGAGAAAUUCAUCCCAUAACAGUUUAACAUGGAAAUAGCUUUUCUAUCGUUCAGCGUACAGUAGUAGCCGAUGUGAGAGAAAAAAACAUGCAGGGCUUGACAUUAACCUGUUUAUCCACUUGUCCUUCAGACAAGGAGGUGAAUGAAAUUUUUUGUUUUUGUUGUAAGAAACAAAAUAAAAUGUGUCAUUAUUCCCAUACCAUUAUUACAGAGAAUCAGACAAAUUAUGCUACUCUCUGCCUAUUGGCUACUUAGCUUAUUCAAGCCCAUCUCAAAAUACAAUACAGCUCUUUACCCGACUCACUUGUCAAAGAUUGCUAGAAAUUCACACAUUGUGCUCUUGUAGGAAGCAAUCACUCCCCACUUGCUGACUAUGAUCUAUAACUGGGCUAAUAACUCACUAACUACCAACGGAUAUGAACAAAUGUGCACACGUGGCUACAUGUAGCGCUCGCUUUGAUCUUUAAAAAAACUAGCGCAUCUACUCACGACCGCUCAUGCUGUAAACACAGCCCAGUUCAAAGUGAAUGGCACAGAUCCAUAUAUGGCAAUGGUCUAUUUGCAUAUAGGCCUACUGCAGCUCUGAUUGGUUAUGGCGCACCGUGUAGAGUACGGGUCUGAGUCGUGCCUGUCAAUGCAAUAGAAUCCUACUCCGAUGCAUUCUGUCUAAUACAAUCUCUUGGAUAGUUUUGCAUAUUAAGUCUUCAUACUUUGUAUUUCUUUCUUGCUAUGUUGCAUUGAAAGUGGAUAAUAUUUACGUUGAUUCGAUCACAAUUCCCACAUAUUAAAGGGAAAUGUUGAUAGUGUUAAAUAACGGGGAAAACUCCAGAAAGUUGAGUGAAGUUCAAUCUCGUGCUUCUCUGCGCGGGCUGAUAUUUCUUCUGCGUGGCAGUCCUGGGAGAGCUUAGAGGGAACAUUGCUUAUAACAUAUAUAACAUGUUAAUAUGAAACUGAAGGACUGUCAAACAUAUUUUACUGAGCCUUUAUCAAGCUGCAGUUGGAUAAGCAACCUAAUGUAUUUAUUAGAAUGCUGUCAAGGACACAAGCAUUACAAGGACAAUGAUGCAUCUCUGAAAGGAACAGGACUACGAUAACAAUGGGGCAUCGCUGUGAAAGGAAAAACACUACAAUAAUCAUGAUGCAUCUCUCUCUGUGGGUGUAGGAGCAAAUGAAGGCUAAGAGGAAGGAGGCAGAGCUGCGCCAGGUCCAGUCUCAGGCCCACGGCCUCCAGAUGAGACUCAAAUACUCCCAGAGCGACCUGGAGCAGACCAAGACACGACACCUCUCCCUCAACAUGCAGGUAUGGAGGUGUAGCAACACGGUGUCAGUUCGUUUUGUAUUAGCCCUAAACCAAGGGUCUGCAACUUGUGGCUCUGGAGCUGCAUGUGGCUUUUUAAGUGAUGUGGUGAUCUAUAAUUAGUCAUUCAAAGUCAUUAAUAUAGGUUUUUACUACACUGUGUGUCAGUAGGGUUUCUAGAACCCCUAGACACACACUGUUGUGAUUCAUUAGACUAACAAGUCCUUUUCCCACCCUCUGUAGGAGAAGUCCAAGCUGGAGAGUGAGCUGGCUAACUUUGGACCUCGCAUCAACGACAUCAAGAGGAUCAUCCAAUCCCGUGAAAAGGAGGUCAAUAAUUUGAGAGACCGGAUGAACGUUGUGGAAGAUGAGGUGUUUAUCGAGUUCUGUAAGGAGAUUGGGGUCAGGAACAUCAGAGAGUUCGAGGAGGAGAAGGUCAAGAGGCAGAACGAGAUCGCCAAGAAACGGUGAGUCACUCUCCUCCAUUGUGUCAAUGUCAAAUCAAAUUGUAUUUGUCACAUGCGCCGAAUACAACAGGUGUAGACCUUACCGUGAAAUGCUUACUUAAAAGCCCUUAACCAACAAUGCAGUUUUAAGAAAAAUAAGAGCUAAGAAAAUAUUGACUAAAUAAACUAAAGUAAAAAAAAAAAAAACGAGGGUAUAUUCAGGGGGUACUGGUACCGAGUCAAUGUGCGGGGGUACAGGUUAGUUGAGGUAAUAUGUACAGUACCAGUCAAAAGUUUGGACACACCCACUCAUUCAAGGGUUUUUCUUUAUUUUUACUAUUUUCUACAUUGUAGAAUAAUAGUGAAGACAUAAACUAUGAAAUAACACAUAUGGAAUCAUGUACUAACCAAAAAAUAUUUGAGAUUCUUCAAAUAGCCACCCUUUGCCUUGAUGACAGCUUUGCACACUCUUGGCAUUCUCUCUACCAGCUUCACCUGGAAUGCUUUUCCAACAGUCUUGAAGGAGUUCCCACAUAUGCUUAGCACUUGUUGGCUGCUUUUCCUUCACUCUGCCGUCCGACUCAUCCCAAACCAUCUCAACUGGGUUGAGGUCUGGGGAUUGUGGAGGCCAGGUUAUCUAAUGGAGCACUCCAUCACUCUCCUUCUUGGUUAAAAAGCCCUUACACAGCCUGGAGGUGUGUUGGAUCAUUGUCCUGUUGAAAAACAAAUGAUAGUCCUACUAAGCCCAAGCCAGAUGGGAUGACGUAUCGCUGCAGAAUGCUGUGGUAGCUAUGCUGGUUAAGUGUGCCUUGAAUUCUAAAUAAAUCACUGACAGUGUCACCAGCAAAACACCCCCACACCAUAACACCUCCUCCUCCAUGCUUUACAGUGGGAACUACACAUGUGGAGUGUUAACCUAACAGCAUCCAUUUUGUGUCUGUGUGACCUUUAGGCUGGAGUUUGAAACCCAGAAGACUCGUCUGGGCAUCCAGCUGGACUAUGAGAAGAACCAGCUGAAGGAGGACAAGGAGAAGGUCAUGAUGUGGGAGCAGACCGUCAAGAAGGACGAGGCGGAGAUAGAGAGACUCAAGAAGGUAAAUAGAGAUUAACGUAAAAGGCUUCCGAACUAAGUCGGUGUCCCUUUCACUUGAAAUAUGCAGUUGCACACUCCCACUCAUGGAUUUAACAAUGGCGGAAACGCCGUCCAACCACCCUCCACCAAUCCAAUGCUUUUAAAUCCAUAACGAGGAGUGUGCAAGUGCACGCUUCAGGAGAAGGGAGGAGACUCGGGAUGCAGCCUAAAUUCUUAGACCGAUAGCGUUAAUCAAAUGUGUACUUUCGUUCUUUGUUGGUGAGAUUGGACGUUUUAUAACUUUUUUUCUCCUUGUCUGUCUUUCCCAGGAGGAGCACCGCCACAUGAAGAUCAUAGAUGAGACCAUGGCCCAGCUGCAGGACCUGAAGAACCAGCACCUCACCAAGAAGUCCGAGGUCAACGACAAGAACCACAACAUGGAGGAGAUACGCAAGAAACUGGGAGGAGCCAACAAGUGAGUCUUAAACCAUAGACGCGCACGCACACACCAAAACCCUCAUCUUCUUUUUCUGCCCAUUUCUAAAAGGCAAAUAUUUCUUACUUACUACAUUGUUCUUGUAUCUGAUUGAAAAAAGAACCGCUUGUAGCAUUUCCAUUUGUUUGUGUUCAACAAUUGUGUUUGUAUUUACCUUAGGGAGCUGACCCAGAAAGAUGGCUACUAGUUUUGUAGCAUUGCAGUUUGCGGCAGUAUUGUUUGACCGGUGUGUGUUAUUCCCUCAGGGAGCUGACCCAGCUGCAGAAGGAGGUGACGGCCAUCGAGACCAAGCUGGAGCAGAAACGCAGCGACCGCCACAACCUGCUGCAGGCCUGUAAGAUGCAGGACAUCAGACUGCCGCUACGCUCUGGGACCAUGGACGACAUCGGCCAGGGAGAGGUACUUAACAUUCUCUCUUUCUCUCCCACUCUCUCUUCGUCCCUCUUUCUCUCUCGCUCGCUCUCUGACAUUAUCUCGCUCUCUUGCUUUCUCUGACAUCAUCUCUCUCUCUCACUUUCUCUGACGUUCUCUCUCUCUCUGACAUUGUUCUCUCUCUCUCUCUCUCUGAAAUUGUUCUCUCUCUCUCUCUCUCUGACAUUGUUCUCUCUCUCUCUCUCUCUCUGACAUUGUUCUCUCUCUCUCUCUGACAUUGUUCUCUCUCUCUCUCUCUCUGACAUUGUUCUCUCUCUCUCUCUCUGACAUUGUUCUCUCUCUCUGACAUUGUUCUCUCUGACAUUGUUCUCUCUCUGUAGGGGAGCUCCCAGCAGGAGGAGUCUAGCAGCAGUCAGAGAACGUCCAGUACUGUCCUGGCUAAAGAGGCUCUCAUAGAGAUUGAUUACAGCAUCCUGUCUGAAGACCUCAAGGUAAUAAAUGAACACAUGCGUGAACCCUGCAUACUAAGGCUGUGUCUGGGAGUGUGCAAGUGCAUACUUUGGGAGACGUGUGGAGAAUUGGGACGCAGUUCAUCUCCCCAUAGACUCAGUCUCUGUAUCUUUGUACAUGUAAAAUUGGCUGUUUCAGCCAUGAUUCAAUAUCCCAGCAAUGGGGUUGUUUUUAUGUGAGUUUGAAAUGUAGUGUGAGCCCGAGGACAUGAGUCACCUAACAUAUUUUUGUGUGUCUGCUUUCUCUCAGGACGCGCUGGCGGAGGAUGAGAUCAAGGCAGAGAUGCACACACUGCAGCAACGUCUCAACGAACAGCAGUCCAUACUGCAGAGAAUCAGCGCACCCAACAUGAAGGCCAUGGAGAAACUAGAGUCUGUCAGGGACAAGUUCCAGGAGACCAGCGACGGUACGGAAGAGAGAUGAAUUAGUUGAGAAAUGUGUAGAACCCAGGCUUACACUUGAGUCUUAAUGGACUAACUUACCAUCUAUCUCUUGGUGAAUGAAUCAAAUGUUACUGAAAUAGGAAAGGAUGUAUCGACAUUGCAUAAUGCGUUUAUGAUGAUCUAUUCUGUAUUCCAGAGUUUGAGGCGGCCCGUAAGAGAGCCAAGAAGGCCAAGCAGGCGUUUGAGCAGAUCAAGAAGGAGAGGUUUGACCGCUUCAACGCCUGUUUUGAGGCUGUAUCCACCAACAUCGAUGAGAUCUACAAAGCCCUGUCACGCAACAGCUCUGCCCAGGUAUUAUCCUUCAGAAAUACUGCAUAGUAGUACUGUAUCAUACACAAACAGGCUAAAAUGUAUUCCACCAAGUAAAAGUAGCUACAUACUGUAUUAUGUGGCAUUUGCAUUGACAUAGGGUUCAUUCCAUAUGAAAUCAAUGGUCUGUUUGACUGCACCCCUUUCGAUUUGAACAAAACUUUCUGUAUGUUGAUGGUGUGUUCCUUCAUCCCAGGCCUUCCUUGGGCCGGAGAACCCAGAGGAGCCUUACCUGGAUGGGAUCAACUAUAACUGUGUUGCCCCUGGUAAGCGGUUCAGACCCAUGGACAACCUCUCUGGAGGGGAGAAGACCGUAGCCGCCCUGGCUCUGCUGUUCGCCAUACACAGCUACAAGCCUGCCCCAUUCUUCGUCCUGGAUGAGAUUGAUGCUGCGUUGGACAACACCAACAUUGGCAAGGUCUGUGUCUAAAACCCUGCUGCAUAAACUAUUAUUAUUGUCAUGAAAUACCCAUAUGUGAUUACUAUGUAAUUGUCACGAAAUCUCGCUAUCACCACUAUCAGUCUAAAAUGGCACCCUAUUAUUUAUGUAAGUGCACUAAUUAAAGUAGUGCACUAUAUACUGUAGGGAUAGGGUGGCUUGUUAUUGUGAUGUCUGUGUCGCCUAUCCAUAUUAUGUAGAUGACUAACGACAUCACUACUUGUUAUGUAAUUACCAUGCUGUUAUGUCUAAUACUGUCCAUCUAUACAGGUGGCCAACUACAUCAAGGAUCAGUCAGUGAACACUCAGGCCAUAGUGAUCUCUCUAAAGGAAGAGUUCUACACCAAGGCUGACUCUCUCAUCGGGGUCUAUCCAGAGGUACACACACACACACACACACACGGACGCAACAAAACACACACACAAACACAGAUGUAACAAAACACACACACACAACACAUACCCACGAUCCAACACACCUAUCCAUAAAUCCUUGUAAUGCUUAGCUUUUACAUAAAAACAUUACUAACUAGAAGAAUGUCUUGUCAUUUUCUCUCACAUUUGAGAUAAUAGAAUGACUAGCCACGUAUGCUAACUGUUUUCUAUGACUUAAGGGCAAAACUGACAGCAUCACUCUUUCCCCCCACAGCAAGGAGAUUGCGUCAUCAGCAAAGUGCUGACCUUUGACCUGUCUGUGUACCCUGACGCCAACCCCAACCCCAACGAGUAGGACCCCAACAAGUAGGACAUCACACAGAGUAGAGGAGCAAAACGACAGGCAUACCUUUUAACUCAUUGGCAUUUUGACAUUCUGGUCGGUCAACUGAACCAGGGUCAUAUUCAUUAGUGCUGGCAACAGAAAAUGUUUUAAAACGUUUUGUAACUGUGAACAGAAAUUAAUGUUUCUUAUUGGAUAAGUCCAGCUAAUCCCUACCUGUUUCUGCUCGUU
Molecule: messenger RNA, 17302 nt
Organism: Coregonus sp. 'balchen'
Lineage: Eukaryota; Metazoa; Chordata; Actinopteri; Salmoniformes; Salmonidae
Source: the annotation of a GenBank genome assembly